AGCCAUGGUGGUGAGCAGGACGGUGUCGGGAUGCCUGUGGGCAGUGGCAGGGGUACUCCUGUUGCUGCUACAGAGUACACAGUCAGUCCACAUCAAGUACCAAGGCUUCCAGGUCCAGUUGGAAUCGGUGAAGAAGCUGAGAGAGUUGGAGGAGCAGCAGGCACCCAGCCUCCACCUGCCAGUCCAGAGCCCCCUGCCUUCUGUAUGCUACCAUCCAGCUCUCCCCUUGGACCUCCUCCCCAUUUGUGCCUCCCAGGAAGCUGACAGCAUCUUCCAGGCCUUGAAAACCAUCGCUUUCGAUGACUGCGAGCUGUGUGUGAAUAUUGCCUGUACUGGCUGCUGAGAUGACCCUGGGUGUCCUGCGCCCGCCUUGGAUCCCCGCUCCUCAGACCCAGCC
Molecule: messenger RNA, 397 nt
Organism: Perognathus longimembris pacificus (Pacific pocket mouse)
Lineage: Eukaryota; Metazoa; Chordata; Mammalia; Rodentia; Heteromyidae
Gene: Guca2b
Product: guanylate cyclase activator 2B
Exons: 3
Coding region: 5-343 (112 amino acids)
Cellular component (GO): extracellular region
Molecular function (GO): guanylate cyclase activator activity
Source: RefSeq, a predicted model, not a curated record